CCUUCUCUCGUCCGGUCUUGGCUCUUAUCGCCCGCCGCCGGCUUGUGGCCCGUGAGUAACCCAAUACGAACCUACCCUAAGCUUUUGCCUUAGGUACCAAUCUACCAGAGCUUACCCGGGGGUUAAUGCUCCCGCUCAUUCGUCCGCCAUUCGCCCGCACUAUAUACAUCGAGAGUAUCAUUUCCAUCUGGAAAUGCAUCGCCGGCCCCUUUUCAGGCACCUUACUCGAGCAUGUCGAGCGUAGCCUUUGCCAAAUCCCCGCCACUACUCAGUAACCAGCGGUGCCCGAUUUCACCGUCAGCGACAACCUCGUUAGCUUCACUGAGCCAUCACAAAUGUCUCACCCUGUUGAGAAAAUGAUGCAUAUGACUGCAAUAUCUCACGCUCAGGCGUCUUCUAGACUCCCUCGAUUGGACACGCCAUCCUCUCGCCCAACUGAGUUCAUGAUGGCGAAGCAGCCGCCAAUGUGUGUGUGUUGAGCUCGUGGCGCUGCCUUCGAACCGACCUAGGCCUCUCCCUCCUCUCCGCGUAAGCAACUCGAUCCAAUGAAGGCCCUCUCCGCCACUCGUCACCGCUCAUCGUCCUCCCUGGGCGCGUCAGGACGGAUGGGCACCAUGUCAUGUCAGUCUCGGACAAUGCGCGUCGCUCGAUUGAUUGUUGUGGUCGACGUCAACAUUUUCGAGGUCAUCUACGCCCCUCCUCGGACAAAACAACACAACAACAUCUUGGGUGGACGCAGUCAAAACAGUUUUUGUUUCUGGGGCCUUUGCAAUGGCGUGAUCGACUAGAAGAGACCCAUAAUCAAGUCUAGGUCAGUCAGGUCAAGGGAGCAAUGGAGCUGGAGUCUGAGCUGGAGCUGGGGACUGGAGCUAGACAGGAGAGAGGAGAGAGGAGAGGGACAAAAAUCCGCGCAAACAGCACAUGACCCCGGCUCCCGAUUCUUCCUCUUGAUAUGGGUCGGGGGUCUCCUUCUCGAAGCUCAACCCCUCCAGGCUCCAAGACUCGCAAGAAAACUCCACCUCUCCAAGUCUCCACAACCGUACAUCGGAGCCAGAAUUCGCCGAUAUUGCAGGUUGAGCAAAGACUGGGUCGGCCAAUGGGCCAGAGUCGCUGGCACUGGGGCCUGGCCACAGGCUGCCCUGUGCCCAAGCCUCCUGGGCUCCUGGGCCAGCCUCAAGGAGGCUUUUAGACUCUUCUUUUCGCGGGUCGCCUAGCUUCGUCGUACCCGGCGGUCGAGACCCGGUUUCAAGUCUGCACGCCCGCCAGCUCGAAUACGGGCCUUCACUUUUUCCACCACCUCGCAACGUGCUCAUCAACUCCUCCAAGCUUCCCAUCCCCACGGCUGAAACCAAGCGUACCAUGGUAGCGAUAUAGGCUCCCGGCUCUUAGCAUCCCGUCUUUCAGUUUCCACCCCGUUGAGCUUGAGGGGUUUCCCGCCCGCGAUGCACUGCCUCGACGACCCAAGAAUGCAGCAUCGGACGGACGCAACACGGGCGGCGGCGCAGUCGUCAAGCUUGGAAUGCGCUCGACUCUGGCUGUGACAGAGCCGAUGCUGCUAGGCAGUGAUGAUCACUGAGCAUUGAGGUGCCUCCUUCGCAAUGACUGUUCCGACGCCCCAGCCAUGAUCACUUGGGAAUUCGAGCGAGGACAGGCUCAGUCUGCCGAUGAGCUCACCAGUGCGACUUCCUCGGCGAUGUAGCCCUGGACUGCGGCACCAAACAUUCUCACGCCCCGCGGCUUCGUUCUUGGCUUGUUUACCUGUCACGACUGACACCAGAAACGGGCGGGCCAGGACGCCUCUUCGUCUGACGUGCUCGUCUAAAAAGACGCUUUACCGGUCGAUCAGCGUUCAUGUUUUUUUCAAUAAAAGAAACCGCCCCCAAAAAACGGAAGGCAUGUUGGUACCCGUCCGUGGGUGGGACGGCAGGCCGGUACGCGUCUUGGCUCUCUGAAAACCCCCUCAACUCUCAACCACCGAGUUGCAACUCGGGGACCAGGUCAGACAGGAGAUCGCCUGCACAGACGAGAUGGUUCUCGACAGGGCUCCGGCGGGAACGUCAAGAACUGUUGCACCCCAAUGCAUCGGGAUCCCGGUCCUAUAUCAGCCACAGACUAAGCUACCCCAAGCUUCCGCUACAGCCGUGUGUCCCGCAGCAUUGGCAGCCAAAUCAAACCCUGCCAACUGGAUGCACUCGAGGCAGUCGAGGCCGUCGAGGGAGCACUUCGCGCGGCACGACUCCCACACCACUGCACCCAGCGUGUUUGACAAUGACGUUUUGAAACCACCAACCCCCCCACUCCCAUCCCAAGCAGCAUCAACAUCUCGUCUUUGACGUGAAUCGCUGCCCCAUAUCAGCCGUCUGUUAAGCCGACGAUGCAACAGUAGUCCCAGCAACUCUCGACAACCCCCAGCAAAGCCCAGCAAAGCCCCAUCUCCUCCCCCGGCUAGAGCAUCAUGCCAGCCACAGCAUCUUUACCCUCCUUUUCUGAAACUGGCCUUUAACGGCUACUGUCACCUAUAAGCUUAUUCACGUAAACGGUACCGCGCUUGGCAGACGACACAGGGACAC
Colletotrichum destructivum is the source of this 2570-nucleotide messenger RNA. RefSeq lists its product as uncharacterized. NCBI's taxonomy places the organism in Eukaryota, Fungi, Ascomycota, Sordariomycetes, Glomerellales, Glomerellaceae. The record is from RefSeq and is a predicted model, not a curated record. The transcript has a single exon. The coding region runs from base 2028 to 2333 and encodes 101 amino acids.